UUAAAACAACAGAAGAAGAAGAAGAAGAAGAACUGACAGACAAAAUGGCUGAGGGACGAAGCUAGCUGCUCGGCUAAUGUAAACAUCCACCUACAUUAGACUGGAGCUGGAGCGACGAUAACGUUACGCGAUAGCGUCGUCACACUGCGAAUGAGCGUUGUUUUAACUUCUAAGGAUGAUGAGCCAGCGGCGUGGGAUCCAUCUGGACCAAUCGGAGCUGCUUUGCACUAAAGGAUGUGGUUUUUAUGGCAACACUGGCUGGCAGGGCCUGUGCUCAAAGUGCUGGCGAGAGGAGAAUCAACGAGAAAAGCAAAAACAGAUUCAAGAAGACUGCGCACUUGCUGAAAGGCUGCAAAAAGAGGAAGAGGAAGCAUACACAAGCAGAAAUCAAAAGGCCCAAUCACAGCCUACCAUCACACCCUUUGGCAAGUUCGUGGAAAGAAAAACUAAGGAAAAGUCCAGCAAAGUCAACACAGUUACAAAGUUUUUUACUCCCUCCUCAAAAACACCACCAAAAAAAGAUUCUCCUUUUGAUGCUCACUCCAGCCCAAGCCCCAGCUCCUCCACAAGCCGGCACUCCUCUGUGGACAGUGACCAUGCGACGAGAGAGUUCAUUGAUUUCCUCAAGCCUCUGAAGUCUGGCAGGGAGAUCUUCAAACAGUGCCGGGCCUUCACUGAGAGCAUGGUCUAUAAGCGGGACAUGGCAGCUGAUGAGCUGUCAGAGUGUGUGCAGGAUUUCUACCAGAAUCUCUCAGACCGCCUCCACACCCAAUUCAAAGGUUCAUCAGAUCAUGUAGAGAGUGUUAUGGAUGAAGUAGAGAAGUACAUGAUGACUCGUCUUUACAAAGAAGUGUUCUGUCCUGAGACUACAGAUGAUGAGAAGAAAGACCUUGCCAUUCAGAAGAGAAUCAGAGCCUUGCAUUGGGUCACCAUUGAGAUGCUGUGUGUUCCUGUAGAAGAGGAAAUCGCUGAGGUGUCAGACAGUGUAGUCAAAGCCAUCACAGAUGUGAUUGAAAUGGAUUCAAAGCGCGUGCCCAAGGAGAAGCUGUCGUGCAUCACUCGCUGCAGCAAGCACAUCUUCAACGCCAUCAAAAUCAGCAAGAAAGAGGCUGCGUCUGCGGAUGACUUCCUCCCCACGCUCAUCUACAUUGUGCUGAAAGCAAACCCUCCAAGACUGCAGUCCAACAUCCAGUACAUCACCCGCUUCAGCAACCCCGGCAGACUGAUGACAGGAGAGGAUGGUUACUACUUCACUAACCUGUGCUGUGCGGUGGCCUUCAUCGAGAAGCUGGACGGCCAGUCUCUGAACCUGAGCUCUGAGGAGUUUGACCACUACAUGUCGGGCCAGGCCUCCCCCCCCUGGCCACAGCCGGGCGGAGCGUCCUCCAGCUCCCCGGGCAGCGCCGCUCUCAGUCAGGUCCCCAAGGGGCUGGACCUGCUCACUGGGCUGGGGGAGAGGCAGGAGAGGGUCCUGGAGGAGGCUCGCCAGCUGGAGAGCGACCUCAUCGACUGGACGGAUGAAGUGGAGCAGAAGGUGCAGAGCGUUCUGGAGAGCUUUCCCCCAGAGACAGAAACCCCUGCUCCUCCCACAGCGAGUGGGACGGCUGUUUCAGCGACGGCUGUUUCAGUGGCGUCAGCCAUCGACUCUGAUAACGUGGAGAAUGAGCACCUGCCCCCCCCGCUGACACCGCAAGUGUUUGCUGGUUGAUGUGAAGAGCUCUGCUUAAAAAAAAAGAAAAGAAUAUCCUCUAGAGGUGGAGCUUUACUCCACCUUCACCCUUCCCUUAUGUUAAAUGUUUCUGUCCGUGUGCACAUACAGGAGACACUCCAGCCAUCCCUUCUCAUCCCUGCAAGAGGCCCAACAAUUACACACAGAACCUUUGAAUACAAUAAGUUAAUAUUUUGGCAUUCCGGUAAAGUACACUUAUUUGCUUUCAUGCAGAAAGUUAGAUUAGAAGAUCAUUAACCUUCAUGUACAGUCAACAUAAAGCUGAGAGUAAAGGCUUGAAACAAGAGGUACACUUUUAGCAGGACCCUUUCCAAAGGUAACACACAUCCGCACACUAGCACCUCGAAAUAUCACUCAUUAACAUGUUACAUUUUUUGUUGUUUAGUAUGAAAAAAAAGGUGUAAAAACAAGACUUUUUUUUUUGUCGCCUUUGGACAGAGUCAGGCUAGUUUUUCCCGUUGCAAAGCUAAGCCUAAGUGUCAAAGCUUUUGCUCACUCUUUUAUUGGACAGACGUGGGAUUUGUAUUGAUCUUCUUAUCUAACUCUAGGCAUAUUUGUGAAUAAGCAUUUCCGAAGAGUUCCGGAAGCCAAGUUCACUCCAAGCAUUUUGUUACAGAUGCGAUGCGGCCUCUGAGGUGAAGCCCUGACGUUCUGCUUCUCUUACAUUUUCAGGAUAAGCAGAUUUGUUUAACCCAGCCAUGUCCUUUGUUGUUCCCGGGCUUUAGUAAUAUUACCCCAGUGUGCUACUACUGUUGCUUCCUCAAAGUGAGAUGUGCCGGGAAACGCAGACUCCACUCCAAGCUCUUCCUGAAACACAUCUGCAUCACCUCAGUACUUCUCCAUCCGUAGUGUCGUACUUACAUGCUUUCCAAAAGGAAAAUUGGGUGGAUGUGAUUUUUAAUCAUUCUUCUGUCAUUUUUCUUUUUCUUUUUUGGUUAUGUGAUGAGGUCACUAGGUGUAAAUUGACUGUCGCAAAUUGAAGCAGGGGCUCAAAGGGUCACACACACACAACCUGACAUCUAAUAACUUGACAGGAAAGUUCAGUCACAUUUCUUUUUGGCAAAGGAAAUGGAGGAGUCUGAGUAAUGCGAAACUUAACUUCCCUUGUGAUUUGUUCUGUGAUUACUGUGUACCUCCCUGUAGAAGAAAUGUGUGUGUGGCAGAUUUGCAUGCGGGCAAGUGUGUGUGAAUGUGAGCGUGUGUUUCAUGGACAUGUUCCCUUAUUGUCUGUAAAUGAUUUAGUCCUCGCAGCUGUGUGUUUAUGGAAAUGUUGGUCUUGUUUUCAUGGCAGCCCUCUCACUCCAGUCAUAGGCUGGAUGUACAGAAGUGAUUUUAUUUUUCUAUAGAGAGGCAGGUAUCAAUUAUUUUGGAUGCAAUAGAAGACAUAAAGCCUGUAAUAUUUACAGUAGUACUCUUGAUAAAGAACAUUGCUUGAAGACAUGUUACAAACAUUAUGAUUGAAUGGUAACAUUCUCAAAUACUCCAAGAGGUUAUCAUAAGCAUGACUCAUAAUUUCAUCGUGACAGGGUUUUUUCUUUUGCUCCGUCAGGGCUUUUGGAUUUCAGAAGUAAAAAGACGGUGCAGUUUCCCAGAAACGCGCGUCAUAGAAAUUGUUCCAAGGCCGGUUGCUUUACUAGUUCAGAAGAAUAAACAUGAAAUAACCAAUUUAAUAUAUUUGAAAGCACUUUUAUUCUGUAUGAUUUUUAAAGCUCCUAUUUCAGAAGUAUAUUUAAUGAAGGAACUAAUGGCUUUAUUCAGUUGAAGGGUCAAAGGAGAGUUGGUGAAAACAGUGUUGUUCAACUGCCUUUGUGUUUCGAAUCGAAGAAAUGUUUGGGAUUGGCAAUUUUCUUUUUCUUUGCUCAUGAGAUAAGGUUUCCUUAAGUUGCUAGAUUUUUAUCUUUUUAUCUUUCUUUGCAGCACUUAUAGUCAGUGUGCAGUUGCUGUCCAAUUUUAGUCAAAUAUCCACCUUUUAAUGCAACCUUAAACAAUAGCUUGAGUAACUUCAUAUUGCACUGUAAACAGAAGCCAUUAUCAGGUAUUUUAAGGAAGUUUAAAACAUAAUCUUUGUAACCUUAUAGGUUUGUAAAUGUAACACAUCGGAGAAAUUAACUCUGUCUUUUAUUUAAAUGUAACUUAUUAUUGGGGCAGUAUUGGUAUAUUCGCCUCUGGGUGUGUGAUGAUGAAUAAAAACUGAAAAUGCAC
This is a messenger RNA of Trematomus bernacchii (emerald rockcod), 3931 nucleotides long. RefSeq names its product RAB guanine nucleotide exchange factor (GEF) 1, like (gene rabgef1l). NCBI's taxonomy places the organism in Eukaryota, Metazoa, Chordata, Actinopteri, Perciformes, Nototheniidae. Gene Ontology annotation, biological process: vesicle-mediated transport. Gene Ontology annotation, molecular function: DNA binding; small GTPase binding; guanyl-nucleotide exchange factor activity. Gene Ontology annotation, cellular component: cytosol; endocytic vesicle. The transcript has 9 exons. The record is from RefSeq and is a predicted model, not a curated record. The coding region runs from base 176 to 1708 and encodes 510 amino acids.